UCAUUAAUCUCAACUCAAUUUUUCUUGCCAUCUCAUAAACUUCGAAAUAAGUUUAGGUUUAGGGUAAUUUUUUUUCAUCUUCAACAUCUCCACUCAUAAAGAAAAUGUCUGGGUGUUCUAGUGUAUUAACUGGGUUGAGGAAAAAAUUUUAUUGUGGAAAGGCUGCUAGCAAUUUUGUUGCUUGGACUCCGUUGAAUGAUGGGAGACGAUUUUCCAAGUGUUCAAUGCCGGAGGAAAAAAAAUGUUCUUAUUGGGAAUGGGAGGAUGAUGAACUUUCUCCUAGAAUCAUAGAACUGAUCUGCAAGUUAAAAAAGGAUAAAGAUAGUCUUCGACAUGAAAAGAAUAUUUUGCGACGAAGGAUGGUCGAUCUUGAAAAUUAUGUGGCCGAAGGAAUUGAGAAGGUGAAAGAAAAUGAUGAUUUGAAGAAGAAAGUUGCAGAUCUUGAGAAUUUGCUGGCAGUUGAUGUUGGAUUGAUUCAAAAGUUGAAGGAUAAAGUGUUCAAGCAAUGGAUUGUCAUUGGGAUAUCAUGGUGUUGCUUUGUUGGUUUAAUCUCUAGUUGGAUAAUGUAAUGUGACUAUCAUGGUGCUGCUUUGAACUAUUUGAAUUGUAAUGUUUUGAACUUAUGUUGGGAAUACAGUUGUAAUGUUUUGAUCAA
This is a messenger RNA of Nicotiana attenuata, 655 nucleotides long. RefSeq lists its product as uncharacterized. The coding region runs from base 105 to 569 and encodes 154 amino acids. NCBI's taxonomy places the organism in Eukaryota, Viridiplantae, Streptophyta, Magnoliopsida, Solanales, Solanaceae. The transcript is spliced from 2 exons. Gene Ontology annotation, molecular function: zinc ion binding. The record is from RefSeq and is a predicted model, not a curated record.